AUGGCGCAAGUCAAUUGUGGCUGUUGUGUGUACAUUGGAAAUAUUUUACAAUAUCUGCCCCAGGUCUCCCUCAAAGCCCAUGCAACCAUCUUCUCUACCGCAGCUCGUACCACGUUGACACAAACCUUUGUCAACCCUUCCAACUGUAUCCUGGAAGAGGCUUCCUACAGAUUCCCUCUCUACGAUGGCGUCAGUGUUGUCGGUUUCAAGUGCCAUGUCGGCACUCGCCUUCUUCACAGCAAAGUCAAAUCCAAGGAACAGGCUAACACUGACUACCAAAACGCUGUGGAUAGAAACGAGUCAGCUGCCAUCAUGGAUCAAUCUUACACUGAAAGCGACGUCUUCACCAUCCGCCUGGGUAAUGUUCCAGCCAGCGAGAAAGUGACUUUGGAAAUUACCUUUAUUGGAGAACUCAAGCAGGAUGCACAAGUCGACGGAAUCCGUUACACAUUGCCUAACUCCAUUGCCCCUCGGUAUCAAAACGUGAUGACCAUGCCAACCUCCGAGCAAGCCUCUGGCUUUCCAGCUCAGUUGGAAGGAAUUUCUAUCACGGCUGAUAUCCAGCUGGAAAAAACAUCAGUCAUCCGAGAACUUCAAUCCCCAAGCCACUCCCCCAGAGUCUCCCUUGGUAGAGUCUCCUCUACCGCACCAGAUGCCCGUGGGUUUGAGCCCUCUCAGGCCUCUGCUACCCUGCGUUUAGACAACAAGUGCCAAGCUCUACUGGUACGCGACUUUGUCCUAGUUGCCAAAGCUGAUGGACUUGAUAAUCCUCGCGCGCUUCUCGAAUCUCACUCGACGAUUCCAGGCCAGCGAGCCUUGAUGGCUACGCUGGUACCCAAAUUCAGUUUACCACCUUCAAAGCCGGAGAUAGUUUUCGUGAUUGAUCGAAGUGCGAGCAUGGAAGACAAUAUCAGCACUUUGAAAAAUGCGCUCCAGGUUUUCCUAAAAUCUUUGCCUCUUGGGGUGUGCUUCAAUAUUUGCUCCUUUGGAACAGGGUAUUCAUUUCUAUGGCCCGGCAGCAAAGCAUAUGACAAAUCAAGCCUCCAGGAGGCUCUUUCCCUGGUUGAUAGUAUUGGCGCUGAUAUGGGAGGUACGAACAUGCAGCCGGCCGUGGAGGCUACCUUGCAAAAUCGCCUUCCAGGGAAAGACUUAGAAGUUUUAUUGCUUACUGAUGGCGCGAUAAUGGACCAAGAUUCACUUUUUCAAAUUGUUCGAGAGACUUCUAACCGUCAUAACGCUCGCUUCUUCACUCUGGGUAUCGGUCAUGCAGCAUCCCACGCCCUGAUCGAAGGUGUUGCUCGGGCUGGCCAGGGAUUUUCUCAGUCGGUACUCCAGAACGAAGAGCUAGACAAAAGUAUCGUCCGGAUGCUCAAGGGAGCUCUCACCCCUCAUAUCUACGACUACAAACUGGAGGUUGACUACGAUAACACGGUGGAUCAAGAUUAUGAACUUGUCAAUCCUGUCAGCCCUUCCCCGACCGAAGUGACAGUCACCAGUGGUGCUGACGAGCCUGCUGCGCCGCCCAUUUCCCUCUUCAGCGAUGAUUUUAAGGAGCCAGAGUCAAUUUCGGAUCUUGAAGGAGCUUUUGCGGACACACUUCCCGUGUUCUCCUCACCCAAGGUCAUCCAAGCCCCACACAAGAUCCCUCCCCUUUACCCAUUCAUCAGAACAACCGCAUAUCUCCUCCUGGAUCCCGAAUCUGACAGAAUCCCUCGUUCUCUUAUAUUCACCGCCACAUCCCAACAGGGCCCUCUGUGCUUGCGGAUUCCCAUAACUGAUAUUGGGAAAGGAGAGACGAUUCACCAGCUUGCAUCUCGCAAAGCCGUCGUUGAACUCGAAGAGCGACACGGCUGGCUGGAAAACAUGAAAGAUGCCAGUGGCAACCCAUUUAAUCAGCUCCAUUCACAAACUCAGAAGGAGAUCGUAGCUCGUGAGUGUCAGGACCUUGGUAUCAAGUACCAGAUCACGGGCAAGUACUGUUCCUUCGUUGCUUUGGAAAACGACCCUGAUCUGGCCAAGGGGUCUGGAAACCAAGAGCCAAAGGAAUAUAAGGCAGGGACAAUGCGAGUCCCCGUUGCUUCUAGAUGGAGCGGGUUUGGCCAUGCUACCAUGAUGUGUGCUCAAGGAACCCCCUUACCUGAUGAAGAAUUUGAGGACGAAGAAUUUGAGUCCUCAACAAGCACUAGCACUCGGCCAGGUGGAUUGUUUGGAUCUACUGGCCACCAUCCUGCAAUGGCAACACCGCAUAUGGCUCUAUCCAGUGUGAGCACAGGUCCUUCUUCAGGUGGACUUUUCGGAAAUACCCGAUCCACUCCAGCAUCUUCAAUACCUCCACCACCACCUGGGCGCAUGCAGAUGCAGCACGCGCAAAUGGCAGUAUCGAGCGGGACUACGUUUGGCCAAGCUUCAACAUACAGUGCUCCCAUGGGAUACUAUGCCCGCAACUCUCCAAGAGCACCAGCAACAGGUAGAGGCAUGUUCGGCCAGACGACAGCAAGCGCUGAUUCCUCUUCAGGUGGACUUUUUGGAUCAGUUCAACACCCUCCACCGCCACCACCAACUCAGCAGAAACCACACAAGAAGACCAGCAGGUUUGGGCGCGGUGUAGCACCUACCUCAGGCUCGCCAAAUGAGCCUUCGUUCGGUCAACCUGCCUCCUCGCCAACCGCAGCAGGUCUUUUUGGGAACGCCCAGACAUCCGCACCUGAGCCCCCCAGUUCAAAGGUGCAUUCUUUGAUUGCAUUACAGACCUUUGAGGGAAGCUGGGUUUGGAAUCAGCAGUUUUUUGAUGUCAUGGAAGAUGGUAUGAAUGAGACCUGCGACAAAGUUACUGCUCUACUACAGACCUUUGGCAAACAAGAUCCCUUUACGGACCGAGAGAAGAAUGUUGUCGCUACCAUGCUGGCCAUGGAAAAGCUGAAGAGAGAUCAUCAGGACUCUGAGGAUCUGUGGGAACUUGUCUUCCAGAAGGCUCAAACUUGGGUCUCGAAUGAACUGGCAGAGAUGCAAAGUCCAGUCUUUGGGGACAUCGCAAGCUGGGUGUCGAGGAUCUAA
Penicillium longicatenatum is the source of this 3054-nucleotide messenger RNA. RefSeq lists its product as uncharacterized. The transcript has a single exon. The record is from RefSeq and is a predicted model, not a curated record. The coding region runs from base 1 to 3054 and encodes 1017 amino acids. Lineage: Eukaryota; Fungi; Ascomycota; Eurotiomycetes; Eurotiales; Aspergillaceae.